Messenger RNA from Anoplopoma fimbria (sablefish), 2718 nucleotides. RefSeq names its product neuronal PAS domain protein 2 (gene npas2). Gene Ontology annotation, cellular component: CLOCK-BMAL transcription complex; nucleus; cytoplasm. The record is from RefSeq and is a predicted model, not a curated record. NCBI's taxonomy places the organism in Eukaryota, Metazoa, Chordata, Actinopteri, Perciformes, Anoplopomatidae. Gene Ontology annotation, molecular function: protein dimerization activity; DNA-binding transcription factor activity, RNA polymerase II-specific; RNA polymerase II cis-regulatory region sequence-specific DNA binding. The coding region runs from base 19 to 2706 and encodes 895 amino acids. Gene Ontology annotation, biological process: circadian regulation of gene expression; regulation of transcription by RNA polymerase II. The transcript is spliced from 22 exons.
UUGGGAAAAGGAGUGAGUAUGGACAACCUUUCUGACUUCGGGGGCCCCUGUCCAUCCAGCCGCAGAGAAUGGGACUCCAACAGCUGCGUGGACGAUUUAAUGGAUGAAGAUGAGAAAGACAGGGCAAAAAGGGCAUCUCGCAACAAAUCGGAAAAGAAAAGAAGAGACCAAUUCAAUGUGCUCAUCAAGGAGCUAUGCACCAUGCUGCAGGGUCAAGGCCAUCCGCGCAAGAUGGACAAGUCCACCAUACUGCAGAGGACUAUUGACUUCCUGCAGAAACAGAAAGACAUCACUGCACAGAACGAAACGUGUGAUGUGAAACAGGACUGGAAGCCUUCGUUCCUCAGUAACGAGGAGUUCACUCAGCUAAUGCUGGAGGCCCUAGAUGGUUUCCUGAUAGCAUUAACUACAGAUGGCAACAUCAUGUACGUAUCUGACAGUGUGUCUUCACUCAUUGGCCAUUUACCGUCAGAUAUGGUGGACCAAAAUAUCUUGAAUUUCCUCCCGGAGCGGGAACACGGGGAGGUGUAUAAGCUGCUAUCAUCCCACAUGCUGAUGACUGACCCCAUUGCUGCUGACUUCCUUGACAGCGAGGCACAUAUUGAAUUUUGCUGUCAUCUAGCCAGAGGUAACAUUGACCCAAAGGAACCGCCUGUGUACGAGUACGUCAAGUUUGUUGGAGAUUUCAAGUUUCAUAACAAUGUGCCUACAUCUUCUUGUAACGGGCUCGAUUUGGCGUUGCCAAGAAGCCUUCAGUCAUCGCUGGAGGAGCAGGUCUGCCUCAUUGCUACUGUACGAUUAGUCACUCCACAGUUUCUAAAGGAUUUAUGUAAUGUGGAAGAUCCCUGUAAUGAAUUCACAUCCAGACACAGCCUUGAAUGGAAGUUCCUGUUUUUGGACCACAGAGCUUCACCAAUCAUAGGAUAUUUACCCUUUGAGGUUCUUGGAACUUCUGGCUAUGAUUACUAUCAUGUGGACGACUUGGAGCUUAUAGCUCAGUGUCAUAAGCAGCUAAUGCAGUUUGGAAAGGGUAAAUCCUGCUACUAUCGCUUCCUGACCAAAGGGCAGCAGUGGAUUUGGUUGCAGACUCACUACUACAUCACUUACCACCAGUGGAACUCCAAACCGGAGUUCAUUGUCUGUACUCACACUGUUGUCAGUUAUGCUGAAGUGCGAGCUGAGAGAAGGAGAGCGUUUGGCUUUGAGGAGCUGUCUCCACCCGAGAUAGCUCCCUCUUCAGUGAAGGCUCAGGAGCUGUACUUGGACAUCUGCUCUACGCUGAACCCUCCGCGGGACAGAAACAGCGGCGCACGUUCGGUAUCCUCCCACAGCUCCCGGAAGUCCUCCCACACGGCGAUGUCGGACUCUGCAUCAGCUAACUCCUACACAGAGGCCUGCACGCCAUCAUGGCAGUCUGCUUCCGUUGGGACGGAGAAGACAUCUGCCAGACUCCAGCCUAGUAGUUCAAAGAAGUUGGCAAAAAGACAAAAUUCCUUUGACCUCGUUCCCCAGCUGAGCCGCCCCCUUUCUCCUACCUGCAGCAAGCACUCCGCAAUGCAACAGCAAACACAGCAAACGCAGCAGCAGCAGCAGCAGCAGCAGCAGUCGUCGUCGCCCAUGUAUCCGCAGCAGCAGCAGCCUCAGCUCUGUGUAAUGAACCAGCUGAAGGAGCAGCUGGAGGAGAGGACGCGCAUUCUGCAAGCUGACAUUAAGACGCAGCAGCAGGAGCUGCACGACAUUAAGGAGAAGCUUCACCUCGCUAAUCUCCAGAUGUUGUUACAGCAGCCUAUCCAAAAUGACUUUGGCCAGGCCCAGCAGCAGCAGCAGCAGCAGCAGCAGCAGCAGUCCCAGCAGCAGCAGGGAUCAGGCAGGGCGGCCCAGCAGAGCCAGCCGGGGUUAAUCAGGCAGCACUCAGGCCACACUAAACCACGGUCCUGUGGGGCCCACAAUUCCUCCCCUCACUCACUCCUGAGAGAGAACGGUUCACCCUCAACACAGGUCCAGCAGAGGAUUGCACGGAGCGGGCAGGCCCAGUCGGUGAGCGUACCCAUGCAGACGAACACGAGCGUGACGAUGCCCUUCUACAGCAACCCCAUGAUGUUCUCUCAGACCAACACGAGGUCUCUGCAGGAUGCAAACCAAAGACACACAGACGGCGAGUUCAACCAAGACGGACAACUACGCAUGCUCCUCAACCAGCCAAUGCAGACGCUGGUUCCAACGAGCAGUGUCACCUCGCAGCCUUCCCAGUGCAACAUGGGCAUCUCCCAAACCAUAUACACCUUGGAGCAGCAGAUCAUCGCCCCGUCGUUCUCCAUGCAACAGGUCAACUGCAACGCCGUCCUCGUCCCCUCCCCGGUCUUCACGUCCCCCAUAAUGAUCCCACACAACAGUUUCAUCGCAAACCAGUCCCAGUCGGCCUAUCAGACUCAGCCUCAGGCUUCUCAGCACUCCCUGCAGCUACAGCAGCCCCAGCAGUUCUUUCAGAUGGCUCAAGGACUUGUACACGGUGGAUCUACUCCAGCAUUCUUACACACCACUAAUGUCCCACAGCAAAGCACUGUGGGAUACAUCCAGCAGCAGCAGCAAACACAACAACUGUCGCAAUCACAACAGCAACAGGUGCAUCAGCAACAAAGGCAAUACCAACAUUCCCAAAACCAGACUGCCAGUGUUUCAGACUUCAGAAAUAUGCUGACUCGGUAGCGCUGUGGACUG